Trichoderma citrinoviride is the source of this 1560-nucleotide messenger RNA. Its product is annotated as ARM repeat-containing protein. Gene Ontology annotation, molecular function: mRNA 3'-UTR binding. Gene Ontology annotation, cellular component: cytoplasm. The annotation marks the transcript as partial. Gene Ontology annotation, biological process: nuclear-transcribed mRNA catabolic process, deadenylation-dependent decay. The transcript is spliced from 3 exons. The record is from RefSeq and is a predicted model, not a curated record. NCBI's taxonomy places the organism in Eukaryota, Fungi, Ascomycota, Sordariomycetes, Hypocreales, Hypocreaceae.
CAGCUUUCUGCAAUCAGGCGCCCUUCGGUCGACAGACCUUCGCCGGCGCCAGCUGCCUCUCUCUACCGCCUGGAGUCCGGUUCAAGCUCGAGAGGCCUCGUCCCGGCGGCGGAGCCAUGGAACAACGGCAGCAGACCAUCCUCACGAGGCCAGAGGACGGCGGAGCAUGAGCGAAGGGUUUCUGGCCAGCAGAUGCCUGCUGCGUCCAACUUCCCUGCGCAGUUUUACCAAACUCCAUAUGGCUAUGCCCAGGUGCCUGCCGGAUAUUCUUCUUACGCGCAGGCUUACACACAGAACUUCCGCCCCAUGCUACCCAACUACCCCGUCCAGUCAAUGCACCCCGAAUACUCCAUGGCCCCCAUCAGGCCCUCCCGCGACCAGGAUCCCAGCAAAGGCAUGCGCAGCGCUCUGCUCGACGACUUCCGCGUCCACGGCAACAAAUCCAACAAGCGCUACGAGCUCCGGGACAUUUACAAUCACGCUGUUGAGUUCAGUGGAGAUCAGCAUGGCUCCAGAUUCAUUCAGCAGAAGCUUGAGACUGCCAACAGCGACGAGAAGGAGCAGAUAUUCCGCGAGAUUGAGCCAAACGCCCUGCAGCUCAUGAAGGAUGUCUUUGGCAACUACGUCAUCCAGAAGUUUUUCGAGUACGGAAGCCAGCUUCAGAAGAAGAUCUUGGCAGAGAAGAUGAAGGGCAAAGUGGUUGACCUGUCUGUCCAGGUCUAUGCCUGCCGUGUGGUUCAAAAGGCUCUGGAGCACAUUUUGGUUGAGCAACAAGCUGCGCUGACACGCGAGCUGGAACCCGAGAUCUUGAAAGUCAUCAAGGACCAGAACGGCAACCACGUUGUGCAGAAGAUCAUUGAGCUGGUGCCGAGACAACACAUUGACUUCAUCAUGAACGCUGUGCGUGGACAAGUGACACCCCUGGCCUCGCACGCAUACGGUUGCCGGGUGAUCCAACGACUGCUCGAGCAUGGCACCGAGGCCGACAAGGCGGAGAUCAUGGGCGAGCUCCACGCCUCUGCUCAGAUUCUCAUUACCGACCAGUACGGCAACUACGUCGCUCAGCAUGUCAUCCAGAACGGCGAACCGGAAGAUCGCGAGCGCAUCAUUAAGCUGGUCAUGGGCCAGCUUCUCACCCUCUCCAAACACAAGUUCGCUUCCAACGUCGUCGAGAAGUGCAUCGAGUACGGCACACCCGCGCAGCGCACAACUAUCCGAGAGCAACUGACGACUGCCGGGCCCGACGGGAACAACCCUCUCCAGCAGAUGAUGAGAGACCAGUUUGGCAACUAUGUGAUCCAAAAGCUGCUGGGUCAGUUGAAGGGUGAGGAGAGGGAGGCUCUCGUCGAGGAGAUCAAGCCCCAGUUCUACACUCUCAAAAAGAACGUAGCUUCUCGACAGGUACAGGCGCUCGAGAAGCUGCUCGGAUUGAGUGGCACCAAGAGCGAGAAUUCUGCCCAGUCAGACACGAACUCUGUGACCGAAGUCCCCUCCCUGACGCAUGAGACAAACAGCCCGCAAACAAACAGCCCGCCUAGCAUCCACGCCAGCGCUGUCGGA